CCCAUCCCAACUUGAUAUCCUUUUCUCUUUUGAAAGAAAACUAACCCUAGUCCAUUCAUUGAUUUCCUAGCCCAUUUCCUAACCCUAAACAACUAUUCAUUCUGUCGCAAACCAAACCCCCAAACCCCUCAACUUGGCGAAAAUAGUUACUCAAGUGAACGACGACAGCCGUGCCGCUGCAAAUUAAGUUAGGGCAAGUUUCAGACGACACAAUCUGCUUCGACACUCCGCAGGGCGCAGCCUGCGCUAUCGCCUCAGGUGACAAGUGGAGGAAUGGAUGCUGUUAACGAAGUAGCCUACAGCCCCCCAGCAGGUUACCAGGAGGAUGCGAAGGAUCCACUUGUUGAACUUAAUUUAAGUGACUCGACUGAGUUUUGGCUCAUCCAAUGGCCAAUUAAUCAACCUCCUGAUUUUGAUGGGCAAGAACUGACGCUGAAGCUUCACCGUGAUGGACAGUUGGGCAGUUUCGAGGGUUCAUCUGGAAAAUCCUAUCACAUGGUCAGUUUUGCCGCUCAUGAUCCAGAUGCAACAGUUUUUGUAUCUUCCAAAUCUGAACCAAAAAUUGCUGGGAAGAUUUCACGGCGUGUCUCCCUCGUCCAUUACCCAGAUCCUAAUGAACUUCAAAAACAUGACACAAAGAAUCUGAAACAGAUGUACCAGAGAUCUUCUGGAACUUCCUUGACCAAUUCACCCCGUCAUUUUGCAACUCCUUCUCAAGGUUUCAGGCCACGAAAAUCAAAAGCAGCAACUAGCAGUGCAGUCUCUACGAAAAUCACAAACAGCAAUGGUAGCAGACAAAGAAGUUCUGUAUCUGAGGUAGAGGAACCAUCAGACCCUCCAAAGAAAAUACGCACAGUUCGACCUACCAGCUCCACGGACCACUCUACUCAAGACUCAGGACGAGUUCAUAGUGUGGUUACCUCUUCUGGUUCCUUGGAGCAUUCUAAUGAAAGGAAAUCAAAGAAGAGAAGGAAAAAUGUGGAGUAAGGUGUGCCACUUGCCCAAUGCUUGGUGUGACACUGGGUAAGGGAUUACAUCGGCUUUGAUACAAUUGUAACGGAUAGGUGUAUGCAAAUUUUAGGGGUGCAACUUGGGCACCCCAGGUUGGCCAACUGCAGUUCAGCCUGAUUUUUCAUGAGUUUGGAAAACUAGUUCUAUGAUUAGGGUUAGACUUGGGUUGAAAAAUCUCAACCCGUAUUUAUUAUAUACAUGUAUUUUAACUUGUGAUUGUACUCUUCUUUUCAACCUCCUUUUGUUUAAGUAGUAAUUUAUUGUAUAUUAAUACUUCGGAGAAUUAAUUUUUAAGAAUUUGUUUGUAUUUUUUAGGAAA
This is a messenger RNA of Cornus florida, 1330 nucleotides long. Its product is annotated as mediator-associated protein 2. The transcript has 6 exons. NCBI's taxonomy places the organism in Eukaryota, Viridiplantae, Streptophyta, Magnoliopsida, Cornales, Cornaceae. Bases 274 to 987 code for a protein of 237 amino acids. The record is from RefSeq and is a predicted model, not a curated record.